Eimeria maxima is the source of this 1431-nucleotide messenger RNA. Its product is annotated as ZIP Zinc transporter domain-containing protein, putative. The record is from RefSeq and is a predicted model, not a curated record. NCBI's taxonomy places the organism in Eukaryota, Apicomplexa, Conoidasida, Eucoccidiorida, Eimeriidae. The transcript has 7 exons. Bases 1 to 1431 code for a protein of 476 amino acids.
AUGUCUUGGUGGGGCGCUGCUGCAGCAACUGCAGCAGCAGCAGCAGCAGCAGCAGCAGCAGCAGCAGCAGCAGAGUUGCCGUUGCUCACCUUGGCGCAUAGUUCACAUACCGAGGACAAUGAGCACAUUCAUCAUCUACAUGAUGCACGUCAGCUGCAGCAGCUGCAGCAGCAGGAGCAGCAGGACCUGCAACUGCAGCAGGAGCAGCAAGACCAGCAGCAGCAGCAGCAGCAGCAAGGGGAUGAUGAGCAGCAGCACGAGUUCCCUGUAUGGGCAUCUAAACUCUUUGCUGUAUUUGUAUUAACAGCUGUAUCUGCAUGCGGCGCUUUCUUACCUUUUUAUCUGCAGCGUAAGGCAGCAGCAAAUGCGCAGCAGCAGCAGCAGCAACUGCAGCAACAGCAGCAGCAAAAUCAAGGAGGUAUACGCAGCAGCAGCAGCAGAAGUGGAUCUUGGGUCCAAGUUAUGCUCGUAUUCCUUAACUGCUUUGCAUGCGAUGGUCAUCAUGACGGCUCGUCGUGUUCAGAUUCGAGUUCUGUUGCUGCUGAGGAGGCUGCUGCUGCUGCUGCUGCAGCAGCAGCAGCAUUACCUCAUCCAGCUCAUUUGCAUGCGCAGCAGCACGGUGCAUGCAGCGAAGCAGCAUAUUGCCCUGAAUGUGAUGAUUGUGUAGAGGCGCAUACAGCAGCAAAUGAGCAAGACAUUAGCUGCCCUCAGCGUGCUGCUGCUGCUGCUGCUGUUGUUGCUGCAGCAGCUGCUGCUGCAGCUGCAGCAGCAGCAACAGGUGGAGGUAAUAUUAGCGAAAAAGGAGACAUCAUCACUACGCAGCAGCAAAUGCAGCAUACUAUCCCCAAAGCAGAGGGACAAGGUGCUCUUGUUGCUGCUGCUGCAGCAGCAGCAGCAGCAACAACAAAAGGUACAGGGGGAGGAGCAGCAGCUGCAGCAGCAGCAGGAGCAGGACAACAACGUGGCUGCAGCAGCAACAGCAGCAGCUGCUGCUGCAGCAGCAAGAUGAAUGCAUGCCCUUCUAGGGGAGGGGACAGUUGUCCUUCAGGACGAGGAAACUUUGCUGCAGGACCAGGGGCACUAGACAACCAGGCAUGUUCGGAUGAGGCGCAUUUGCUGCAUAAGCUGCAGCAGCAACAUCAGCAGCAGCAGCAGCAGCAGCACGGGAGGGGAGCAGCAAGAGGGGGAUCUAAGGUACCUCUUGCUGCUGCCUUAGGGACGCAUGCAUUUCUUGAAGCAAUAGUGGUGGGUAUGACGCGCAGCAACGCGGAUGUAUGGAUAGCAGCAUUAGCUGUCUUAGGUCAUAAAGGAGCAGAGGCCGUCGCCUUAGCAUCCGCAUUCGUUAAAGCUAGAGCUGGUUAUCUGCAUGACAAUGAAUAUACACAACUGUUGUCUCCUCCUCUCCUCAUCUUUAUCAUUUUAAAAAUUUAA